AUGAGUGAAGGUCGUCACCGUCUUUCUGAAUACAAUAAGAAUAACGGUACCAGUAUUUGUAUGCUGAAAGAAUUAACGAUGAGGGCCAGUGAUGAAAAUAAUUUGGGCCUUUUAAUAAGGAAGAAACUGACCUCUAUUUAUAACAGUAAUUCAGUCAAAGUACCGGAUAUGCGUGUACGAAAAGGGUUCUUAUCAAUUGGAAAAAAUCUGACGAUCAGAUCUUCUCUCGCCUUUGUGAAGUUUGGAUUAACUCUCCCGGAAUGGAAAGGAGUGCCAAUAGAGGAGUUACUUGAUGAUGAAGAAAAGGCUGAUUUGAAAGUACGUUGA
Messenger RNA from Ostertagia ostertagi, 327 nucleotides. The record is from the annotation of a GenBank genome assembly. Lineage: Eukaryota; Metazoa; Nematoda; Chromadorea; Rhabditida; Trichostrongylidae.